GUGGUCGCAUCCGGGUCUGAUCUGGAAACUGAAAGUGUGAAUUCUAACUGCGUCUGAACCACUUCGACGCAGAAACGCGGUACUUUGUUCCGAGGACUAGUGUACCUAAUAAAGUGGCCAGGGAGUGGCCUCUGCUUAUCAGGCCCAAAGUCCAACUCUGAAGUGUCCACAGCACAGAGACACGUCACUGCAGCUGUUUAAUCAUCAUACACAAAGACCAGGACCAGAACCAGAACCAGGACCAGAACGCACGGCGUAGGUUCAGGAUGGAUCCUCCUUCAGAUCAUUUGAAGAUGAGUGAGUCUCAGUCUGACUCUGAUGAAGACGCCAGUGUUGCCAGGAGUCAUUGGUCCAGAGAAUAUCCUCCAGACUUUGGGACGGAUCCUAAACCUGCAGGAGACAGACUCAGUGAAGACGUGAAGAUGAUUGAGUCUGACUCUGAUGAAGAUGCCAGUGUUGCCAGGAGUCAUCAAUCCAGAGAAUAUCCUCCAGACUUAAAGAUGGAUCCUAAACCUCCAGCAGCAAAAUUCAUUAGACUUGAAGAAGAGCUGAGGGGGAGUGGCCCUGAUGAAGAAUCAGCAUCUUCCUCGGCCAGUGUUGCCAGGAGUCAUCAGUCCAGAGAAUAUCCUCCAGACUUAAAGAUGGAUCCUAAACCUGCAGGAGGCAGAGGUCAGAGGUCAUCAGGACGUCAGCGGCGCCAGGACACCAGCAAGGUGUUUGAAUCCAAGCUGGUGGAUUUCGUGAAUCAUGCUAUGAGAAGAGAUAAAGUCCUCUCAGGGAACAGGAGGAGACACCUGGAGGAAGAUGGAGACGAUGAAACCCGUGAAGCAGCUCUGAAAGUUGCCCUCUCCGUCUUGAGGACCAUGAAUGAGCAUGAACACGCUGACACUCUGGAGAAAAGUCACUAUGGACGAGUCGUCAUGUACGAGCGGAAACUAAAACAGCAUUUGAAGCAGAAACAUACAUUUUGGAUGGAACAGUUUAAUCAGCAGCCUGUGCCCCUGAAACAGAUUUAUACAACACUUUAUCUGAUAGAGGGAGGCAGAGGACAGGUCAACGAAGAACAUGAAGUCAGACAGAUUGAGGCAGCAUUCAACAGACGGACGUCUUCAGAAACUCUGAUCAGAUCUGAGGAAAUCUUCAAGCCCUUAACCAAACAAACUGGUCCAAUCAGAACAGUGCUCACCAAGGGGAUCGCUGGCAUCGGCAAAACCGUGUUAACUCUGAAGUUCAUGCUGGACUGGUCAGAGGAGAAGGCUCAUCAAGACAUCCACAUCAUGUCUUCACUUCCAUUCAAGGAGCUGAAUUUCCUCAGAGGUCAAAGUUUAAGUUUGAUGGAGCUCCUGCAUUACUUCUUUCCAGGCCUGAAAGAAUCCAAAAUCAAAGACCUGAACCAGUACAAAGUUCUGUUAAUACUGGACGGUCUCGAUGAAUCCAGACUCCAUCUGGAUUUUGAAGGAUGUGUGAGAUGUCAUGAUGCUACCGAGCCCCACCCAGUGGAUGUGCUGCUGACUAACCUCAUUGCUAGAAGGCUGCUACCGAACGCUAUUCUGUGGAUAACAACCCGACCUGCUGCAGCCCACGGCAUCCCUCCACAGUACAUUGACCGGGAGACGGAGAUACGAGGCUUCAACAACCACCAGAAGGAGCAGUACUUCCUCAAGAAAAUUGAUAAUGAAACUUUGGCCAAAAGAGUGAUUGCAAACAUCAGGUCAACAAGAAGUCUGUACAUCAUGUGCCACGUGCCUGUGUUUUGCUGGAUUUCCUCCAUUGUCCUGGGAGAAAUAUGUGCCAAAGCCGGAGGAGGAAAACUGCCCAAAACUUUGACUCAGAUGUACAUCCACUUUGUGACAUAUCAAACCACUAAGAAGACCUUAAGGCACCGUGAAAAGCAACAGCUGGGCUCUCAAGUAAAUAACACGAUGAUAAUGUCUCUCGGAAAGUUGGCCUACCAGCAGCUGGAGAAAGGCAACCUCAUCUUCUACGAGGAGGAUCUUAGAGAGUGUGGUAUUGAUGUCAAACAAGCAUGUGUCUAUUCAGGAUUGUGCACUGAAGUCUUUAAAGAAGAGUUUUGGUUCAAUCACAAAGUCUACAGCUUCGUACAUUUGUCAAUCCAAGAGUUUCUUGCAGCUUUAUACGUCCAUGUGAUGCACAAGGUUGAGAAUUUAAAUCUGAUGAUUGAAAAUCCUGAACAGACCAAGAGAACCGAGCCUCUGUCCAGACUUCACCAAGCUGCAGUGGACAGAGCCUUAAAAAGUGACAACGGUCACCUGGAUCUCUUCCUGCGAUUCCUCCUCGGACUCUCUAUGGAGUCCAGUCAGGGUCUGCUCAGAGCUCUGAGUAUACAACUAGAAACCUGUGAUUCACAAAGUCACAAGGAAACCGUCGACUACAUCAAGGAGAAAAUUAAUCAGAGUCUUCCUCCAGAGAAGUACGUCAACCUGUUCCACUGUCUGAAUGAGUUGAACGACCACUCUCUAGUGGACGACAUCCAGAGCUGCUUGGACUCAGACCGAGAGUCGGUGAUGGACGAGUGCUCUGCUGCUGGGUGGGCGGCUCUGGUCUUUGUGUUGCUGACGUCACCAGAGAAACCAGAAGAGAUUCACCUCAGGAAAUACUCCAGAACACAAGAAGGCCUCAAAAAGCUCCUUCCAGCCAUCAAAGCUUCCAGAUCAGCGAUGUUGAAUGAUUGCGAUCUUACUGAGGACUCUUGUCAGAUGUUGUCCACCACUCUCAGCUCCAGCCGCAAUGAGCUGAAACAUUUAAACCUGAGUGACAACGUGUUAAAAGACUCAGGAAUCAAACUUCUCUGCCACGGACUCCUGAACCCCGACUGCAGACUGCAGACGCUGAGACUGAACCGUUGCAGUCUCACUGAGAGAUGCUGUGAAGACCUGGCUUCAGUUCUGGGCUGUAACUCUUCGCAUCUUCAGGAGCUGGAUCUGAGUGACAACGACAUUGGAGACUCAGGAGUGAAGCGUCUCUGCACCGGACUGAGAAAUGUCAGCUGUAAACUGGAAGUCCUCAGGUUGUCGUUCUGCAGUAUCACAGAGGGAAGCUGUGGUUAUUUGGCCUCAGCAGUGAAGUCGAACCCGUCCCACCUGAGUGAACUGGACCUGAGCUACAACCACCGGGAGUCUGGACUGAGGCUCAUCUCUGGAGCUCUGGAGGAAGCUCAGUGUGAAUUCACUAAACUCAGAGUCCACCACAACGCUCAACACUGGUUUAAACCGGGACUGAGGCAGCACGGACGUGAGCUUACGUUGGAUCCUAACACGGCUCACAGACUCCUCGUCCUUUCUGAAGACAACCGGCGGGUUAGCUGGGAGAGAGAGCAGCCGUAUCCAGACCAUCCAGACCGCUUCGACUACUGGGCCCAGGUUCUGAUCCGGCAGGGCCUGACCGGCCGCUGUUACUGGGAGGUGGAGUGGGAUGGAAACUGGGCCGGGAUCGGAGUCACCUACAAGAGUAUCAGGCGCAAAGGGCCCAGCAAUGACUGUGUGAUGGGAUACAACCAGGUCUCAUGGAGUCUGCACUGUUCUGUCCACGGCUACCACGCCUACCACAACUUCAAGAGCAUCGUCCUCCAGGUCCCUCUGGCUGGUUCUCGUAGACUGGCGGUCUACCUGGACUGGGAGGCAGGCAUCCUGUCCUUCUACAGAGUUUCUGGAGGGUCUCUGACUCACCUGCACACCUUCAAUGCCGCCUUCACUGAACCCCUGUACCCAGUGUUCAGGGUCUGGGGGGAGGGCUGCACUCUGAGGCUGGUGUGAGACCCGGGUCCAGACCUCCAUCGAGUCUGAGGCUGGUGUGAGACCCGGGUCCAGACCUCCAUCGAGUCUGAGGCUGGUGUGAGACCCGGGUCCAGACCUCCAUCGAGUCUGAGGCUGGUGUGAGACCCGGGUCCAGACCUCCAUCGAGUCUCUCUGAUCACAUGACCACCAGUGAGGUUCAGUCUAGUUCCAGGUAGAUUAGUUCAGGGCCCACGUCCAUCCCAGGUUGACCUGAAGGACAUGUAAGACGCCAGAAUAGAGCAGAGGACAAACUUCACCCACUGGACCAGAUCCCUGUAGAGGACCACUGCGUAUGUUGGACACAGGCUCUGAGACGAUUGUGACGACAUAGACAGUCGAAACGCGUCCCGUCUUCAUCAUCAUUCAUCCCAAAGAUAAGGAAGAGCAGACCAGAACCAAGGCCAAGAGUCUUAUAAAUAUUUAGGGACAAUCUUUGACUCCAGCUAUAGUCCAGCACCUACAUGGAGUGUGUUGUCUAAAGGGGGCAGCAGAGGAACCACUUGUUCAGGAAGUUGAACUUAAUGGAUCAGAACCAGCUGACACAGUCUGGUGAAAGUCAGUGCGUUUACAUGCACGUGAAGUGUUUAUUAUUAUGUUUAUUAUAUCACGUAAUAGAUCAACCAGAAAUCGGGCCGUAUUAACGUGGUAUUAACCCGCUGAAAAGACACGUGUCGCCCCCUAGUGUGGAGGAGGAGAACAGUUAUUAGAUUCUCUUGCGCUGCAUGUAAACUGGGACCAGGACUGUAGACAAAGCUCCAUUAAACUCUGCAUGUAAACGCACUGAGUGUUGCUCCAGGAUCACGAGAGUCCAGCUGUGACUGGACCUCAGUGUGGAAGAGAAUCAUCCCCAUCACAUCCUUGCUGGCAGAUUAGUGUUGAUGCCCUCAGGGUGGCGCUGUUAUGCCCCCUAGAGGAAAACAACGGCUAUGCCAACUGUCUGUUUGACUGAUGAAUAACAGCUUUUCACAGCACGAUGUCAGAUACAUUUAUACCAACAUAUUCAUCAUGAUUCAAGUAUUAAACUAUGUACAGAGAAAAGA
Mugil cephalus (flathead mullet) is the source of this 4834-nucleotide messenger RNA. Its product is annotated as NACHT, LRR and PYD domains-containing protein 3-like. The record is from RefSeq and is a predicted model, not a curated record. Gene Ontology annotation, molecular function: protein binding. NCBI's taxonomy places the organism in Eukaryota, Metazoa, Chordata, Actinopteri, Mugiliformes, Mugilidae.